GGAAAAAAAAAUUACAGAACCACGCAGAUCGCAAAAAGAAACAAACGCAAAUAGAAUUUCUUACAUUUCUGAAACUAGUAUCUGAUUACAUAAAAUACGACUAUAAAGAACGAAUUGAUUAAAAAUAAUUGGCUUCGCCGGUGAAUGGCAAGUUUUAAGGAUCGAUCUAGAGAUGAAAUAUCAUCAGCUACCCUUAUUACAGAAUUAAUUCCCAUUCAUACAAAUAAAAAGAAUAAAACCUGGGGCUCUGAAUCAUGGUGUUGUGCUUUCUCACCUGAUGAGUCGUAUUUUGCUUGGUCUUCUGGCAAUAAUGUUGUUACUCUCAUACCAUGGACUUUCUGCAAAAAUACUUUGUUUAAAUACUCAGAAGUAACUGUUCCUUUUAAGCCUGGAGUAGGGAUUCUUGUUGACAGCAAACAUGAAGUUCAAGACUGUUUUGGAUGCAGCACGAUUUCUGUACAGACCGGACAUCUUGUUCGAUCUAUGGCUUUUGGAUCUUCGACGUAUGAUUAUACUUCCCAUGCUUCCUCUCCAUUUUGGUCCAGGCUAAGUUCUUACAAAGAUUUAGUUUUGGCUACUGGACACAGUAAUGGACGAAUUCGUACUUGGGAUGUAAAAACAGGAAAACUUAUCCUAGAGUUGAUGGAUCAUACUGAUAUGGUUUCACAUUUGUCUUUCAAUCCUACUGGUAAUUUAGUACUGAUAUCAUCUUCCUAUGAUGGAACAUUAAAAAUAUGGGAUUUUCACGAAGAUGGAAACAUGUUCCAAACUUUGAAAAUGAACAGCAGACCUAUAUAUUCUUGUUGCUGGUCUCCAGAUGGUAAAACCAUUGCUUCUGUUGGCAUGUGCAAGCUGGUUUAUAUUUGGGAUGUUAAAACAUUGAAAUUGAAAGCUAAGCUUGAAGGUCAUCUCCAUGACAUUGUUGCCUGUGCCUUUUCCACCGAUAGCUGCCUUAUUGCAUCUGCCUCUUGGGAUACAAGAUUAAUCUUAUGGGAUGCAUACUCAGGACAAAUGCUCAAAUGCUUUGGCCAUCUACACCCGUCUCCUCAUCUCAUUUUUGCUUCUGGAGAUAACGGAGCAUGGAUAAGAGAUAUGUCCUUUUCAUUGGAUGGUGCACAUAUUGCUACAAUUGCAGAUGAUGGGUUUUUGCGAUUUUGGGACAUUACAUCUGAUGAAAAUCCUGAAGCAGUUGCUGCAAUUGAUAAUUCAUUAUGUUGUACCUUUUCUCCUUCUGGUCGAACAGUUGCCGUUGGAAAUAGAUAUGGACCAGUCACAUUUUGGAGAGCAUCCCUUUGUGUCAAGCCUCUUCUAUUCCUGUCCAGGAUUGCAGUCCGGAAAAUGAUUCCUUCUGAAGACAUUCAGAGUCUCCUCAUUCCCAAGCGCUUAAUUGACUAUCUGCUGUAUAAAGAAUUUGAAUGACGACCUUCAUUUGACAUCUCAGUCCUACAUGUAACCCAGGGGAUCAAAGUAUGGUCAUUGUAAAUAUCAUAGAUGUAUUUUAUACUUAAAAUGGAAAAUGCUUAAUUAGAAAAUGCCCUUUUUGAACAAAAAAGAAAAAGAAAAGGUUUUGUUGAAUUUUCUUUCAUGUUGUGGUUUUAUUAGUAUGGUUUUCAAUAGUGAGUGCAAUAUUUCCUACAUUUUGUGUGCAUGUAUGUUUGUGUGUGAUAUUUUUCUGUGCUCAAUUGAUUUUCUUAAGAAUGAUGAAACAAAUUUUCACAGUACACGAAUUAUUUAUGAGUUAGAUGUAAUUAUUUCAUUUCUUAAAAAGAUUCCUUUAUUUUGCUGUUAUUAUUUUUUUAAAUACAAAAUGUAGUUGCUCAGUUGCAGAGAAGACUGCUUUGAAAGAAAACCCAAAUGUUGAAACUGCUGUUUGAUUAAGGAGCAAGUGGCUUAAGAUAGUUUCAAUAAAUGAAACAAUGGACAACACUUUAAAUCUUUUUAAAGUUUUGCAGUCUAGCUUUAAAAUGAUGAUCUGUUGUUAACUUUGAUCGAAAGUAAUCUUAUCAAAUUAUGGCAAAAGUGAUCAAUAUGUAUCAAAGGAAGGGAUUAUUCUUUACAAGCUCUUUAACAAUUUCUUUCAGUUCUUUAGUUCUUAUUUCUAAAACUAACUAUUUGCAAAAAAAUAAUCCAUUUUUUUUGUAAAAGUUACUUUACUUUUUAUAUUUAAGCUUGUUCCUGUUAAUUACCUAAAAGCUCUUUCAUAAAACUUUUUAACAUAAUGAGCUCAAUAAAACUCCUUGAAAAAUUAAAUGAUUGUAUGGAAUAAUUUAAAUUAAGGUGCACAGAUUUUACCAUCUGAAAUAACUAUUACCAAUGCAUUACUGUCAUUAAUGUUGCAAAGAAUUGGUAUAUUUUUUU
Molecule: messenger RNA, 2358 nt
Organism: Uloborus diversus
Lineage: Eukaryota; Metazoa; Arthropoda; Arachnida; Araneae; Uloboridae
Product: WD repeat and SOCS box-containing protein 1-like
Exons: 10
Coding region: 145-1419 (424 amino acids)
Molecular function (GO): protein binding
Source: RefSeq, a predicted model, not a curated record